AGUCGAGUAAUGUCCCUUUGCCGGUAUUCUCCAGUAGGACAAGAAAAAGAAAAACAAUUUAUUUCGACUUUUAAAAUAAUUUCAGAUGCAGAUUUACACCUAAAAGGCCAUGGAUAGGAGAAAUCCAGAAUGUCAUCCACUAUUUACACUAGAAGAGGUGUUGUCAUGGCAACAAAAUGAGGAUAAAUUAUGUGUAGCUAGAAUACCUAAAAGACAGAGAAAACCCCAAGACAAGCCAAAGUUACUUGUGUGUCAUGACUUCAAAGGAGGUUAUUUAGAAGACAGACUUGUACAAGGCUGUGGUAGACCUAAUGCAUAUCGUUUCUAUCACUGGCAUCUGGUGGAUACAUUUGUGUACUUUAGUCAUUACUUUGUAACAAUACCUCCUCCAGCAUGGACUAAUGCCGGUCAUCGACAUGGUGUCACUGUACUAGGGACUGUAAUUACGGAGUGGAAUGAUGGGAAAGCUCGUUGUGAGGAAUUUUUGAAGACAGAGGACUCGUACAAACAAUUUGCAGAUCAGCUUGUUCAGAUUUCAAAGUAUUACGGUUUUGAUGGCUGGCUCAUCAAUAUAGAAAACAAGAUUGAGACUGAAGAGCUUGUGAGAAACCUGACUGGCUUUAUGGAAUAUUUGACGAAGGAACAGCACAAGCAUGUACAAGGAUCACAGAUUAUCUGGUAUGACAGUGUACUAAAUACAGGAGAGCUUGAUUGGCAAAAUGCUCUAAAUGACAAAAACAGACAAUUUUUUGAUGGUUGUGAUGGGAUAUUCUUGAAUUACUGUUGGAAAGAUGAACAUUUAGAGAGUUCUAGAGUUACAGCUGUAGAAGCAAAGAGACCGUUUGAUGUGUAUGUGGGGAUAGACAGAGUUUGGAGAGGCUGUUUGGCAAAAAUGCGGGAAAAAAAACAAAAUUUGUCUGUAGCAAUAUUUGCUCCAGGAUGGGUAAUGGAGAAACAUGAAGUUGAAAACUUUACACAAAAUGAAAACAAAUUUUGGCAUCUGCUGCAGGAUUUAUGCUACCCUUGUACUUACACUACAUUACCAAUCAGUACCACUUUCUGUCAAGGUUUUGGAGAAAGGUUCUUUGAUAAUGGCGUUCUUCCCCGUUUCCCCCGUCCAGUUCCCUCUGAAAAAAACCGUGUCUUCGUUGAGAAAAAAAAUUGUUUUGGGGAAAAAAUCCUUAAAAGCUCGAAAAGGCUUCUAUUUUCUAUACCUGUUGUGAAAGGAUGGAACCAGACUAAUCAAGCACCUGUUGAAGAGGAAACAGAACCAGUAAUGGAUAUAAGUACAGAUGAUGCCUUUAUUGGAGGCACUUGUCUAAGACUGGAAGCUGAUGUUGUGCAUAGCAACUUUAUCAAAUACAGCCUUUUCUCACUUGAUGUAGACUUAAAACAAUACACUUCAGUGUAUGUAUCUGUGACAUACAAGAUUCUUCAGGACCCAGACUGUGAUAUUUUUCUAGAACUUCAUCUUCAACAUGAUGACCAGUCUAUUGUUCUGGUUCUCCUACCAUUUCCUGAUGGAGACAAGCCGGUUCCCACUUAUGGCAAAGACAAAGCUUGCAUGUAUGUACAUGCCUUGAGUACUGCCAGCCUGCCAAAAUUGUUAAACCUCUCCAGCCCUCAGCCAAACAAUACAAGAUGGAAAACUAAAAUGUUUCCAGUGUACAGUUUGUAUCUAAAAUUCUGCAAACUAACACUAGUCAAAGUCGGCCUAACAACCACUGAUCCACAGCCAAAAAAAUGUAUAGCUUUACUUGGAGAUCUCAAGAUAAUACCAGGUGAUGCUUUACCUGAAGUGUUUCCAUGUGCUGAAUGUAUCUCAGUGAAAACAGACACAGCUACCUCAUACCCUCUCAUUGAUGUUGCUAAAAAUAGCUUCAAACCUGAUGAAGAUGGUACACAGAAACAUCCAAACUCUUUUGAAUGGGGAGUUGAUGCAUAUGGUAACCCGAUAAACAUCCCAUACAAUGAGCUAGACAAGAUGCGCGUGUCAUGUCACACAUUGCGAGAGUUCCGGCCAGGUAUAGGUGGCCAGUUAUGUGAGGUGUUAUACCAGCUUAUUACUAGUCUUGACUGUUUUACACUCCACUGGAAAGCCGACAAUCCUGAUAUAAUAGACCACUACCGAGUAUACCAAAUAAAAAUAGACUCAGGAGUAGCCAAACUUCUCGGACAUGUUACUGAACCAUACUUUAAAGUGACUUGGUUUGAAAUUCCUGAUUACGAAAAAGAUGAAUUGACUCACCAUUUUAAGUUUGUUAUCAGACCAGUUUUGAAAAAUGGAAUUGCCGUGCCUCUUGAUUACAAUUAUUGUAAACUUUUUCAUGUUGCUUCAAAGAAAGAAGUAGCUUCACUGGUGAAGGACUCGGGCACAGAUAUGCCUGAAGGAGAAAAAGAAGAUGUAGAUUCAAAUGAUACAGGAAAUAUUGUGAAGGAAGGACAAAUAUGUGAUGGUGAAAAUUGUGAAGCCAUUAACAGCGAUAAAGAAGGGAAAACUGAGAAAACUCAUAGUGCCGGAAAUAUUGAAAAUCUUACACAACAGCUUCAUAUUUCAGAUGAAUAAAGUACCUGUACUGUGACAGGAAUCUGCAUAUACAAUCUGCAGUUCUUUUAAUAUUUGGUCUUCAACUCAAUGUUGUAUACUUUAUUUUAUUUUUGCUUUUGUGUGGAAUUCAAGUUUUAAUGUACACAAAACUGGCAACACUCGGUGAUUAAAAUGUGACCUUUACAAAUCAGUUUAAAUGCACAAGUUAAAUAUUUUAUUAUUUUCAUUCCUUGAUGGUAAAAGUUUUUACUUAAAACAGCAGAAAAAAUGAAUUUUUUGUGUAUAAUAUAAUGGUUCAUAAUUUAUACAGGACAGUUAAGUUUGUUGUAGACCUUACUUUGUGCAUAGAGAUCUAACCAUUUUAUACAAUAUGAAACUGACGCUGUUUUCAACAUAUAUGAUUAAGGAAAGAUUUUGAUUUCCGCCAGUAAACAAUUACAGAACAUAACAUACAUACAGCAUUCAACAACAAUAAAAUAACAAUAUAUCAUGAAAUGUAGUUAAUUAUUAUUGCUAACACAGUAAACACUGUAUGUAAUUGACAUGAAAUGUAACGGAAUUUCAAAUGACACUGCGAUCAAAAAAGUUAAGGUAUAAGUGUCCAGAAAGACCAAAUAGAAAAAAAAGUUGUCUCAAGCAUGGGAUUUCAACUGAAAAUGACCUAACUGGAAUAUAACUCCAGAAGUUUCUUUAAUAGGUUUUCUAACGAAAACUGGGGGUUGUCAGUCACACAGGUUUUAACUGUGAAUUAUAUGAAAUGUGCAGUGUAAACAUAUGUAUGUGUUUUUUGUAUACACAUGUAUGUGUUUUAAGUAUACACAUGUAUGUGUUUUUGUAUACACAUAUUUAUGUAUUCAUGUGUUUGCCUAUUGUUCACAUAUAUACAUUCUAAUACAAUUACAAUACCUCAGGAUAUGAUGAUGUAGUCCCUGAACAUUGUAUGCAAUAUAUUUAUUUAAUGUUGUGAAGUGAUAAAUUGGAAUGAUUGAGUCGAUGAGUGAAUUAUAUUUGAGCUGCGUCACGACAAAACCAACAUAGUGUGUUUGCGACCAGCAUGGAUCCAGACCAGCCUGCGCAUCUGCGCAGUCUGAUCAGGAUCCAUGCUGUUUGCUAUCAGUUUCUCUACUUGUAAUAGAGUUGGUAAGCGAACAGCAUGGAUCAUGAUCAGACUGCCCGGAUGCGCAGGCUGGUCUGGAUCCAUGCUGGUCGCAAACGCACUAUGUUGGUUUUGUUGUGACGCGGCUCAUUUUAUGAUAUUAAAUUGUAUAUGUUUGUAACAAGGAUAUUUUAGUAUUAAAAUUUGGAGGUUGAUUUAAAAGAAAAUUGUAAAUUUAAUUUAUUAUUUAUAUACAAAUAUAGGUUCAUUGGUAAAUUCCUGAUAAAUGAUGAAUUGUUUCCACUGUCAGAACUUAAUAAGUGGUACAGUAAAAUUGUUUUGGUGGUACAAAUCUAUUUCAUUAUCAACUGUGUUGUCAUUUGAUUAUUUAUUUCCCCUGUGUCUUUUAUAUACAUGUACUGGUUGGGGACCACCAAAACCGGACAACCCCCAAACCCGGACAACCCCAAAAAUGCUUAAUUUAGUUUUUGUUCUUUUUUCAUUGGUUGUCGAUCUCUCAGACAUUUUUUUAGGAACAAUAAAUGCAUGUUUCUUCUAUAAAUAAGUAAUCAAAUUUAUUUCAGCAGUGAUAUUUUAAUGUCUAUUUUGCAAGAAUGCUGACGUUGAAAAUUUGGGCAUUAAGACUGCAAUACCUGACCCGAUAUACCAUAUACAAAAAAUAUAUAAUCAUUUGCAGAGUAAACAAUAGAAUAUCCAAAACUGUAGCAUUUGCUGCUGAAAUAUUGUUUAUCAUGUUAAAAAUGAAAAAUUAAAAUACCCAAGCAUUUAACAGAAUUAAAUCACAUCAUGUAUAUAUCUGUCUGGACACAUGGUACUGUAGUGUCGACAAUUUAGGUAAUUUUGAUACCCUCCUUGAUGAGCCUUAGAUAUAAGUGUCAAUAUAAUCAGAAAUAAACAUACUAGCUUGUUAGUUAGGAGAAGAACCUAGCUGUACUGUGUCAAAUUUUCAGGUCUCUAGGUUUGAAAUUAUGAAAUCUGUAUGAAAAAAUGUUCAAAAAGUGUCUGGUUGAUGGUCCCCAACCAGUACAUGUAUUAAAAAUCUAAUUAAGCUGAUACUGAAAGUCAGAUUUUUUUUAUCAAGGAAACUAAAAUUACACAUACAUUAAAAGAAUUCAUAUCCCACUGUAUAGAAUAUUACACAUGAUCAUAGUUUUACCAGAAUUUCAUCAUGUGUACAUAUUUUAGGCUUUAUUUAAAACCCAUUACAAUGUAUAAAUGCUUGUUGACAAAUAUACUUGUUUUUUUUUGUGAUUUUGUUUUUGUUUUGUAAGUGAAUAUAAAUAUAGAAAAAAUAUACAGGGUCAGAUAUCCAUAUCUGAGUUAAGAUCUUAUGUUUUUUAGGCAGAAACUGAAUUAAUUUGACUGGCAACACACCAAAAACGUAUCGAUAAUUUUUAAACGACAUGUAAUGUAUUUAUUCAUGUGUGUGUAUUGUAUGAAUCUGUUUUCAUUAUGACAAUAAAACCUACUUACUCACCUUCA
Ruditapes philippinarum (Manila clam) is the source of this 5147-nucleotide messenger RNA. RefSeq names its product cytosolic endo-beta-N-acetylglucosaminidase-like. The coding region runs from base 110 to 2566 and encodes 818 amino acids. The record is from RefSeq and is a predicted model, not a curated record. The transcript has 13 exons. Gene Ontology annotation, cellular component: cytoplasm. Gene Ontology annotation, biological process: protein deglycosylation. Lineage: Eukaryota; Metazoa; Mollusca; Bivalvia; Venerida; Veneridae. Gene Ontology annotation, molecular function: mannosyl-glycoprotein endo-beta-N-acetylglucosaminidase activity.